AUGGAUAUUAACAAUACUAUUCAGUCUUCUGGUGAUAUUAUUAUCACAUAUACUAUUCCAGGUAUCGAGGAACCUUUUGAACUUCCUUUUGAAGUUUUGAACCACUUCCAAAGUGAACAAUCCAAAAAUUGCUUAGUCAUGGGUGUGAUGAUUGGAAGUUGUUCUGUUUUGUUAAUCUUUUUAGUUGGUAUUUUAUUUAAAACUAACAAAUUUUCAACAAUUGGAAAAUCAAAGAAUUUGAGUAAGAAUUUCUUAUUCUAUCUUAAUUGUUUAAUUACUUUUAUCGGGAUUAUUCGGGCUGCUUGUUUUUCCAAUUAUCUUUUAGGUCCUUUAAAUAGUGCUAGUUUUGCAUUUACUGGUUGGUACAAUGGAGAAUCUUAUGCUAGUUCAGAAGCUGCUAAUGGAUUUAGAGUUAUUUUAUUUGCUCUUAUUGAAACUUCCAUGGUUUUCCAAGUAUUCGUUAUGUUUAGAGGUGCAGGUAUGAAAAAGUUGGCUUAUUCUGUUACCAUUUUAUGUACUGCUUUAGCAUUGGUUGUUGUUGGAUUUCAAAUUAAUAGUGCUGUUUUAUCUCAUCGUAGAUUUGUCAAUACGGUGAAUGAAAUUGGUGAUACUGGUCUUUCAUCUAUUUGGUUAGAUUUACCAACUAUUUUAUUUUCCGUUAGUGUCAAUCUUAUGUCGGUAUUGUUAAUUGGUAAAUUAAUCAUGGCUAUUAAAACAAGAAGAUACUUGGGUUUGAAACAAUUUGAUAGUUUUCAUGUCUUGUUGAUUUGUUCUACUCAAACAUUACUUGUUCCUUCACUUAUUUUAUUUGUUCAUUAUUUCCUUUUCUUCAGAAAUGCUAAUGUUAUGUUGAUCAAUAUUAGUAUUUUAUUGAUUGUUUUGAUGUUACCAUUCAGUUCCUUAUGGGCUCAAACAGCAAAUACCACUCAAUAUAUUAAUAGUUCCCCAAGUUUUUCUUUCAUUUCUCGUGAACCAAGUGCUAAUUCUACUUUACAUAGUUCAAGUGGUCAUUAUUCUGAAAAAUCUUAUGGAAUUAAUAAAUUAAACACACAAGGUUCUUCUCCAGCUACUUUGAAAGAUGACCAUAACUCUGUGAUUUUAGAAGCUACCAAUCCGAUGUCCGGAUUUGAUGCUCAAUUACCCCCAGAUAUUGCAAGAUUUUUACAAGAUGAUAUUAGAAUUGAACCAAGUAGCACACAAGAUUUUGUUUCUACUGAAGUCACUUACAAGAAGGUUUGA
Candida tropicalis MYA-3404 is the source of this 1239-nucleotide messenger RNA. RefSeq names its product alpha-factor pheromone receptor (gene STE2). Gene Ontology annotation, molecular function: mating-type factor pheromone receptor activity; pheromone binding. Gene Ontology annotation, cellular component: G protein-coupled receptor homodimeric complex; membrane. The transcript has a single exon. Lineage: Eukaryota; Fungi; Ascomycota; Pichiomycetes; Serinales; Debaryomycetaceae. The record is from RefSeq and is a predicted model, not a curated record. Gene Ontology annotation, biological process: G protein-coupled receptor signaling pathway. The coding region runs from base 1 to 1239 and encodes 412 amino acids.